Solea senegalensis (Senegalese sole) is the source of this 5674-nucleotide messenger RNA. RefSeq names its product teneurin-3-like. NCBI's taxonomy places the organism in Eukaryota, Metazoa, Chordata, Actinopteri, Pleuronectiformes, Soleidae. Gene Ontology annotation, molecular function: cell adhesion molecule binding; protein heterodimerization activity; protein homodimerization activity. Gene Ontology annotation, cellular component: neuron projection. Gene Ontology annotation, biological process: neuron development; heterophilic cell-cell adhesion. The record is from RefSeq and is a predicted model, not a curated record. The annotation marks the transcript as partial. The transcript has 11 exons.
UGUCUCGCAGGUAUUCUCUACAAAGGCAGCGGGGAGAACCAGUUCAUCUCUCUCCAGCCUCCUGUCAUCGCCACCGUCAUGGGGAACGGGCGGCGCAGGAGCAUCUCGUGCCCCAGCUGUAACGGACAGGCCCAAGGCAACAAGCUGCUGGCGCCGGUGGCUCUGGCAUGGGGCAUCGAUGGAAGUCUGUAUGUUGGAGAUUUCAACUACAUACGCCGCAUCUUCCCAUCUGGCAAUGUCACAAGUAUCAUGGAGCUCAGAAAUAAAGACUUUAGACACAGCAACAACCCAGCACACAGAUAUUACCUGGCAACUAACCCAGUGAGUGGCCAGCUGUACGUGUCGGACACCAACUCCCGGAGGAUCUACCGGCCCAAGACCUUGACCGGAACCAAGGACCUGCAGUCGAACGCAGAGGUGGUGGCAGGAACCGGCGAACACUGUCUGCCCUUCGACGAGAACCACUGUGGCGACGGAGGCAAAGCUCCAGAGGCUUCUCUCACUGGACCCAAAGGCAUUGCCGUGGACAAGAACGGCCUGAUCUACUUCGUCGACGGCACCACAAUCCGCAAGGUGGACCAGAACGGCAUCAUCUCCACUUUCCUCGGUUCCAACGACUUGACGUCGGCUCGCCCUCUGACCUGUGACAACAGCAUGGACAUCAAUCAGGUGAUUUUGGAGUGGCCCACAGACCUCGCAGUCAGUCCCAUGGACAACUCGCUGUACGUCCUGGACAACAACAUAGUCCUGCGCAUCACAGAGAACGGUCAAGUGAGCAUCGCGGCCGGCCGACCCGUCCACUGCCCGUUGGCCGGACUGGAGCGCGGCGUGGCCGGCGGUCGGAGAGCACAGUUGACCCCUCUAGAAUCGGCCGUUUCCAUUGCCAUAUCUUUCCACGGCGCCAUCUACAUAGCAGAGACAGAUGAGAGAAAGAUGAGCAAGAUCCGGAAGGUUUCUGUGGAUGGAGAGAUAACGCAUUUGGCCGGCGUUCCCUCCGACUGCGACUGCAAGAACGACGCCAACUGUGACUGUUACCAGACAGGAGACGGCUAUGCCAAAGAUGCAAGGCUCAAUGCUCCCUCGUCUUUAGUGGCAGCUCCAGAUGGAACACUUUACGUGGCGGACCUGGGCAACAUCCGCAUCCGGGCCAUUUAUAAAAAUGGGCCAACGUUGACUUCCAGCGCUGGUACAUACGAGGUGGCUUCCCCUGACGCACAGGAGCUGUACAUGUUUGACAGCAACGGCACCCACCAGCACACUGCAAGCCUGCUCACGGGCGACCUGAAAUACACGUUCAGCUACAGCACGGAGAACGACAUCACAGCCGUCACCGACAGCAGCGGCAACACCCUGAGAAUCCGAAGAGAUCCCAACCGCAUGCCGGUGCGCAUUGUUGCCCCCGACAACCAGGUGAUUUGGCUGACCAUGGGCACCAACAGCAGACUGAAAACUCUGACAACACAAGGCCAGGAGCUGGUGCUUCUCACCUACCAUGGUAACAACGGCCUCUUGGCUACCAAGACAUCAGAGAUUGGCUGGACAACUUUCUAUGACUAUGACAGUGAGGGGCGGCUAAUGAACGUGACGUUCCCCACCGGAAUGGUGAAUAACUUGUACGCGGACAUAAACAGCGCUUUGACGGUGGACGUCGAGAGCUCCACGACAGAGGAGGAAAUCAGCAUCACCACCAACAGCUCCACCAUCCGUGCCUUCUACACCCUGGCUCAGGACCAAUGUAGAAGUAGCUACCAGGUUGGUUUCGACAACUCGCUGAGGAUAACCUAUGCCAACGGGAUGGACACCCACUACCAGACCGAGCCCCACAUCCUGGCAGGCGCCGCCAACCCAACUGUAGCCAGACGCAACAUGAGCCUGCCAGGGGAGAGUGGGCAGAACUUGGUUGAGUGGCGUUUCCGUAAGGAACAAGCCAGAGGGAAAGUUAUCGUGUUUGGACGCAAACUUAGGGUGAACGGACGGAACAUUCUCUCCGUCGAUUACGACCGCACCCUCAGGACGGAGAAGAUUUAUGACGACCACAGAAAGUUCCUCUUGAAGAUUAUAUACGACACAGCGGGCCACCCAGUGCUCUGGGUGCCCAGCAGUAAGCUACUGCCGGUUAAUGUGAGCCGCACAAGCAGCGGGCAAAUUAGUGCCCUGCAGAGAGGUCCCACCACUGAGAGACUCGAGUAUGAUAGCCAAGGCCGCCUGGUUUCCAGGGUGUUUGCUGAUGGGAAGAUAUGGAGUUACACCUACCUAGAGCAGUCCAUGGUUCUCCUGCUCCACAGUCAGCGGCAGUAUAUAUUCGACUUCGACUCUCUCGACCGGCUCUCUGCUGUCACCAUGCCAAGUGUGGCCCGUUACACCAUGCAGACCAUCCGCUCCGUGGGCUACUACAGGAACCUGUACCACCCCCCGGAGAGCAACGCUUCAGUGGCCGUGGACUACAGCGAAGACGGCCUCUUGCUGAGAGUGGCUCACCUCGGCACGGGGCGAAGGGUCCUGUACAGGUACCGGAGGCAGAACAAACUGUCGGAGAUGCUCUACGACAGCACGAGGGUCAGCUUCACCUAUGACGAGAUGGCAGGCGUGCUGAAGACGGUCAACUUGCAGAACGAGGGCUUCAUCUGCUCCAUUCGUUACCGCCAAGUGGGCCCCCUGGUGGACCGGCAGAUUUUCCGCUUCAGCGAGGACGGCAUGGUGAACGCGCGCUUCGAUUACACCUACGACAGCAGCCUGCGCGUCACCAGCGUGCAGGGCGUCAUCAACGAAACGCCGCUGCCCAUCGACCUAUACCAGUUUGACGACAUCUCGGGAAAGAUUGAGCAGUUUGGGAAGUUUGGCGUCAUCUACUACGACAUAAAUCAGAUCAUCUCCACGGCCGUCAUGACCUACACCAAACACUUUGACGCACACGGACGCAUCAAGGAGAUCCAGUACGAGAUAUUUCGGUCGCUCAUGUACUGGAUCACUUUCCAGUACGACGACGUGGGCCGAGUCACAAAGCGAGAGAUCAAGAUCGGUCCCUUUGCCAACACCACCAAGUAUAGUUAUGAGUACGAUGUGGAUGGCCAGCUCCAGACUGUAUACCUGAACGACAAAGUGAUGUGGCGCUACACGUACGACCUUAACGGAAACCUGCACCUGUUGAACGCAGGAAACAGCGCCAGACUCCUUCCUCUGCGCUACGACCUGAGGGACCGCAUCACUCGCCUUGGAGAUAUUCAAUACAGAAUGGAUGAAGACGGUUUUCUGCGUCAGAGGGGAGCAGAGAUCUUUGAGUACAACUCCAAAGGACUCUUGGUGCGGGUUUACAGCAAGAGCGGCGGCUGGACCAUUCAGUAUCGCUACGACGGACUUGGCCGCAGAGUAUCCACCAAGACCAGUUUGGGCCAACACCUGCAGUACUUCUACGCAGACCUAAGCUACCCAGCAAGGAUUACACAUGUGUACAACCACUCCAGUUCAGAGAUCACGUCGUUCUACUAUGACCUCCAAGGCCAUCUGUUUGCCAUGGAGAUCAGCAGUGGAGAGGAGUUCUACAUCGCCUGUGAUAACACCGGCACACCUCUGGCUGUCUUCACCAGCAACGGACUCCUGGUCAAACAGCUGCAGUACACGGCGUACGGUGAGAUCUACUUCGACUCCAACCCCGACUUCCAGCUUGUGCUCGGGUUUCAUGGAGGACUGUACGACCCGCUGACCAAACUGCUGCACUUUGGGGAGCGAGAUUAUGACAUAAUGUCAGGAAGGUGGACUGUUCCGGAUGUAUCCACCUGGAAAAACAUUGGCAAAGAGCCGGCGCCUUUCAAUUUGUACAUGUUCAGAAAUAACAACCCCAUCAGCAGAGUCCAUGAAGUGAGAGAAUAUGUAGCAGAUGUGAACAGCUGGCUUGUAACCUUUGGCUUUCAUCUUCACAACACCAUUCCUGGGUUUCCAGUGCCAAAAUUUGAUUUAAGCUUGCCCUCGUAUGAACUGAGGAAGAGUCAGCUCUGGGACGAUCUGCCGUCCAUCUCUGGGGUCCAGCAGGAAGUAACUAGACAAGCGCACUCUCUCUUGUCAUUCGAGCGGCUGCCGGAGGUCCAUCUCAGUCGAGGUCGCAGAGGUGAAAAGUCUUGGCUGUGGUUCUCAGCGGCAAUGUCUCCCAUCGGACGAGCCGUCAUGUUCGCCAUCUACAAGGGCAGCAUCCGCACUCACACGUUAAACGUGGCCAGCGAGGACUGCAUCAAGGUCGCGACCAUCCUGAACAACGCGUUCUACCUGGAAGACCUUCACUUCACUAUAGAAGGAAGGGACACGCACUACUUUGUCAAGCCGGGCCUUCCAGACGCUGACCUUGCCGCUCUGCACCUCACGAGUGGACACAAGACUCUGGAGAACGGCGUCAACGUGACCGUUUCCCAGUCCACCACAGUCAUGGAUAGUCGGACCCGCCGUUUUGCAGACGUGGAGGUCCGCGCCGGGGCUUUGGCGCUUCACAUCCGCUACGGAUCCACUGUGGAUGAGGAGAAAGCGCGGGUUGUCGAGUUGGCUCGCCAGCGCGCUCUUGCGGGCGCGUGGGCGAGAGAGCAGCAAAGAGUGCGCGACGGCGAGGAGGGGGUUCGCCCCUGGACAGAGGGAGAGAAGAGGCAGCUUCUAAGUAGUGGGAAAGUAUUGGGGUAUGACGGGUACUACGUGCUCUCAAUCGAGCAGUACCCAGAAUUAGCAGACAGCGCUAAUAAUAUCCACUUUCUUCGGCAAAGUGAAAUUGGGAAGAGGUAACAAUACGAGGUCCAUUGUCUGCCAAAGAGACUUAGUCUUGGUAGAGACGUACUACCGAAUGAAAUGAAAGGAAACUGUAAUCACGGGUUGCUGAUAUGUAUCCUGAGUGUCCAUGUGUUUUUAUAAGGAAAUAAAAAGAACAGAAAAAAAACAAACAAACAAGCAGUCAACAACAAUGCUGUGCAUUGUAACCUUGGGACUACAGAGUAAAUGUAUAACUACACCAAGCCUUAACAUGGCAAUUACAGGUCAGUUUCUCUGUAGCACAAUCCUUCUGGACUCUGGACUCUCAAGCAGGGGAAUAGUUGUGUGUCUGGGGAAACAGUGAGCUAGUUUAGGUGUGUGUUUUUUUGUUUUGUUUUAUUGUUUGUUUGUUUGUUUUUUAAUCAAGAAAAAUCUGUCUCAACAAAGUAUUCUAAGAGCAAAGGAAAUGUUUACAUAAUGCAUCUCUGCACUUCUCUGGAAGUACGGGGGCUCAUGAGUUCACACACCCACAGCGAGCAGUGUCCUUGAGCAAAUGUUUGUUUCUUUUCAAAAUCAGAGACUUCUGACAUUAGCGAUAUCGUCACCAAACAGCCACUACUACGUAUACCAGAUUUAGCACUGUAAACAUCAAAAAUGUCUUAUUCUCUUGAGAUGCUUUUAAACAGAAAAAAAAGAAAGAAAACAAUCUCCUUGUUUUAAAUACCCAAUAUUCGUUGUGGAGAAAAAAAAGGGACAGUAAAGGUAUAAAGAACUCUGUCUGGGGAGACAAAGGCACAGAUGUGUCUUGGAUAGCACAGGGACACCAUGUUUUGUAAAUUAUGCAAGAGUUUUAUGGUGUUUUUAAGAAACUGAAUAAAUGUCUGUACUAGUCAUAUUAUCAGUAAUUUAUGUUGUGUUUAUACAUAUAAAAAUAAAGUCCAUCGGAUUGAGA